AUGAAAGCGCAAAAUGCCAUUGUGCGGAUCAUUGUCAGGACAAGUCGAUAUAAUGCCCUCCAGUUUCCGUUCCAGAUAGACUUCAGACUCAACAGCACAGUCUCGUGGCUCCCAGGGUACGAGAGAAACUUCGAUUUCUCAUUGAUGAAGCGCUUGAAUAAGAUGACAUCAACAGGUACAGUCAAAAAUACUUCACCGUCAUGUAUUGACGAAGUUCAAGAGACCUUGUCAAACCAAUUCGAUUUGCAAGAAGACAAGGCAAUUGCAGUGGUUUAUACCGAGACAACGGUGCGCCCGGGUUGA
Messenger RNA from Penicillium maclennaniae, 303 nucleotides. RefSeq lists its product as uncharacterized. The transcript has 3 exons. The record is from RefSeq and is a predicted model, not a curated record. Lineage: Eukaryota; Fungi; Ascomycota; Eurotiomycetes; Eurotiales; Aspergillaceae. Bases 1 to 303 code for a protein of 100 amino acids.